AUGCUCCCGUCGACAGCAUCACAAUCUGGUCGCGAAGCUUUCCCUCCUUCGUCGCGCUUCUCCCGCGCUCAUGCGCACGAAUUUACAUCUAGAGACCUCAUGCACAACAUGCCAGCGCCUCUUAGUUGGAUACGAACACUGAGCCCCCACGCAGACCGAUAUGUUCCCCUCCUAUCUUUUACCGAUAAAACGGGACUAAUAGUGGAUGCGCUAUGUAUAUCCCCUCUCCCGCAGGUUGACCUAGUUCCUAUUUUAGUUUCUGUUCAACAACACUUGAUGACGACACUAGCAACACAAGAAACUGUGACAAUGCUGACCGCCGCAGCGAUGGCGAUGGUUGCUCUCUUCUUGUUGCCCGUGUUGCAUGAUGAUCACUCUCUGAUCCCUGAGUGUCUUCCUCUUGUUCAUCUUCCGAUCUCGAACCCUAAAUACAACAUCUCCCGAACAACUCUUCAGCGCUUUUGCUUCCAUUGCAUGGCAACCAUCCAUGCCCCUAUCGCGUGUCCGCAGCACAAGUUGACUGAAUUGGAUCUAUAUACAACUUUCCGUCAAUUCAGUGCAGUCAAAUUCAACGUCACUCCAGCUCGCGUAACUGAUUUCAUCACGUCUUUAAAUUCCGGAUCGAGUAACCUUCCGAGAGCCGACUUGUGA
Fomitiporia mediterranea MF3/22 is the source of this 651-nucleotide messenger RNA. RefSeq lists its product as uncharacterized. The record is from RefSeq and is a predicted model, not a curated record. The transcript has 3 exons. Lineage: Eukaryota; Fungi; Basidiomycota; Agaricomycetes; Hymenochaetales; Hymenochaetaceae. Bases 1 to 651 code for a protein of 216 amino acids.